GCGCACGCCCCUUUUGCUAUUUAUUCAUGACUCACGCAGAUGCUCAUAUAUUGGAGCCAUUUUGACAUAUUUCUCAGACGACGCCAAACCACACAAAGGCCAGGCGCUUAUUUUUUUCUCUAGAUAAAGAUGUCUGACGAAGGAAAGCUUUUUGUUGGAGGAUUGUGUUUUGACACAGAUGAAACUUCACUGGAAGAGGCGUUUUCCAAGUAUGGCAACAUUGCUAAAGUUGAUGUUGUAAGAGACAGAGAGACUCGGAGGUCCAGGGGUUUCGGCUUUGUGACUUUUGAAAACCCUGAAGAUGCCAAAGACGCAAUGGCUGCAAUGAAUGGCAAGUCUGUUGAUGGCAGGAUGAUCCGUGUGGAUGAAGCUGGCAAGUCGGGAGGGAGAUCUGACCGUGGUGGUGGUGGCGGCUUCAGGGGGGGUUCUGGCGGCUUCAGGGGGGGUUCUGGCGGCUUCAGAGGAGGCAGAGGAAGAGGUGGUGGCUAUGGUGGAGGAGACAGAAGCUAUGGUGGAGGAGAGAGAAGCUAUGGGGGGGAGAGAAGCUAUGGAGGUGACAGAAGUUACGGUGGUGGAGGAGACAGAAGUUACGGUGGUAGCUACAGGAGUGGUGGAGGAUACUCCUCUGGGGGUGGCAGCGGAGGUUACAGAGAGGCCAGGAGUGGGGGUGAAAGUGGUUAUGGUGGCCGCUCUGGGGGAUCCUACAGAGACAGCUAUGACAGCUAUGGUAAGUUUGACGUUGCCAUGAACUCACUGUUGGUAUGGACUAGAAAUGUUUAGUACGGACUGGACAUGAUUGCAUAGACUCCCAGAAUGGCCCUUUAAGACUUUUGUUGCUCAGUAUCCGAAAGCCUGUGCCCUCUUGGAUUAGCAUGUUAAAAUACCCAGGCCUGCUCAAAAAUCCAGCUCUGCCACCCACACAGGAGCAGAAAGACAUUUCAAUAUUUUUUUUCACUGAGUCAGUUUUCUUCUGAAGAGGCAUAAGUUCACGUCCAAUGCCCCUUGCUCUGAUGCUUUACUGUUACAAUGAGAACUGUGGCACAAAAUAUGAAUAGCUUCUAGUCUACUGUGUGAGAAAUGUCCGAAUGCUGCAGUGCCUUUACACUUGUGGCUUCUUCUUGUCCUCAGCUACACACGAGUAAAAACAAAAACAAACUUCCUGAUUGCAAGAUCGUCCCUUCGCUGGCUGUUUUUUAAAAGAUGCGCUCUUCGAAGACACUUUUUUUCCCCUUCUGUUUGUGGUAUCUGGUUCUAGUGUUUUCUUUAGCAAACUUGGCAGUAUCUUUAGUUUUUUUGUGUUGUGUUCUACAGGAUCUGUCAUGGCAGUAAUUGAAAUCCUGUAGCGUUUAAUUACUGUAAGCCUUGACGCUCACUAAGGAUCUUAAUACCUUAAGUUCAGUAUGCCCUCCUGGUGUUGCAGGAAGAGUGGACACUGGGAGAAUCAAAUUUGAUAAUUAAUGGCUUUAUUUGCAAUGAAACCUGUUCCCACCGUUAACUCGUAAUCUGUUCAACACAGCCUGAUAGCUUCUAAGACAAAUUCAGUCUUGCCCAUGUUCCUGCUCAAUCGGAAGACUCAAAUAUCAGUAGUAACAUGUUUCCAUUUAAGCUUAUUUUAACUGACGUUGUGAAUUCUGGACUUAAAAAAAAAAAAUCUGUGAAAUUUACACUAGAAGCUUGACAAGCUGUGAUGUGCUCCUUCAGUUCUGUAAUGCAUUCCUUUAGUGUAACAAGGUAGGAAUGCUAAGUGGGAGCACUGGUUUCCAGCAGACCACCUUGAUAUUGCUAAAGAUGUGUAAAUACUCAGUAUCCAAAGAGUGAAUGACUUACUGGCGAAAUAACUUACUUUCAUUGAAAGGUAUACUAGGUGUUUGCAGUUGGCCUAAGGUACUUUGCUCUUCUCAAACGUGCAUAAUAUGGACUCAACAUUCACGAUCACUCAAUGUUACUACAAGGAUAUGUGCUCUGUUCUGUGUACAAACACCCAAUUAUUAUUUUUUUGUAUAUCCUGGCUUCAUGAAGCCUAUUAAACAAUCCGUUGAAAAUUCUCUGAUUUCUUGUGCCUUCAAAGAACUUAAGCCUGUUCACACUAAGCCAGCUAAAUGUUAUGCAAUGCGAGUCUGUUAGGGAGCGAUGUUGAGAAAUGAAAGCAUAGUCUCUGCUGGAAAAGGUAUUCUGAAAGGUGGGAUCUCAUUUUGGAAGGGUGGCUGACUUAAUACUCAGAGGAUGCAAAAAAAAAAAGAUCUAACCUGAAGCUAGUCAUUUUGGGGGGCCUGGGUGUGUUGCAACAGAAUAGAAAUGAAAUGUCGUGCUGGCACUGGUUCUUUUAUAAUGCUUCAUUGCGCCCAAGAGCUCUACUAUCGUUUUGGAACUCAACAAAGUCCUUGGAGAAUGAAGUGUUGUGCCUACCGACACGUGAAUCCGCUCUGGUGAAUGCUGCUCUCUUGGCUAGUUCAUAAGUGGAAAUAGGCCAGUAAUGUGAGGUAAAGACUUUUGCUCUCCUGUUCGCAUCCCUCAAAGUUCUCAUUUUGAUGUCCAUCUUAACUGCCUUCAACUUUACACAACUACCGCUGUCACUUCUUCAGGCCCUAGCCGUUACUGUUCAGAACCCUGAGUUGCAUGAGUACGUUCAGUAGCGUAUCCUGUUUUUUUGUGUUUGUAUUUUUAUUUUAUUUUCACCCUGUCCCCAUAGACCAUUGGGACUACUAGACUCUGAAAAUGACCAUUGAGAAAAUUCCAUAAGUUGUCAUGGCUCAAGUAUCCCUAGUGUAAAACGAGAUCAUCUCAGUUUUGAUCUGUGAAACUACAAGUAUUGUUCUCCCAGUGAUUGCAAAAAGAUGUCUUCAUCUUAAAGGUAGACUCAGCAAAAUGACCUUGGCACAAGCAGAAGUGCAGACAUUGAUUGGGCCGCAAUAGACUUGGUCACUCUGUGCACAGGUUCGCUUCACAGCGUUUUAGCCAGGGCACGAAAACAGCAAAGUUGAGCCUUGUGCUUCAAGUGUUUAGUAGUUGUGGAAAUUGGCCCACUAUGCGGUUCACUUUCUGUAUCUACGUCAUAUUGCUGAGUCUACCUCAAUUCUAGACAGCUAUCACCUUUCUACUUUUGCUUGUCAAGUUUAUCACUAUGUAAUUUGUUUUCUAUAAACAUAACAUUCAAUCCACUGAUAGGAUUAACACUGUCUAAUGCUAGAAGUUGAUGCUGUUUGGCACAUCUGUAGUUUAUAUUGAUAAUCAUAAACAAAUGCUUGUCAUAUUGUUGCCCUCAAAAGCUGUACUCAACUAAUUACAGUCUUGUUACUCGAUCAGGUUAAACUAAGCGUUGGAUGUGAAAGCCUGCUUUAACACGAGGUUGUGGACUUCGACGCUGACUGUUUCGUUCCAGUGCUUCCUUUGGAGGUUCACCACAGGAUGGUUUGCCCUGAAACUGCUCCUUGGAAAAUCAUCACCAGGAGAUAUCUAAGACUGAACUGGAGAUGUGCUGCUGAACUGGACUUGUUGUUUAGUCAAGACCUGCCUUGGAAUGGGAGUGCAUAUCUGAACCAGAUUUUAUAUAUACAUGACGUUUACCAAAUGGUUUGUCAUUCUGGCGUGCCAAUACAGUACCUGUAUUACAAGUAUACACUUUGUAUUUUUUUGGUGAAGUACUCAAACGAACAUCUUGGAAAUUGAAUGGAUUAAAUAUUAUUUUUUU
Molecule: messenger RNA, 3688 nt
Organism: Oncorhynchus kisutch (coho salmon)
Lineage: Eukaryota; Metazoa; Chordata; Actinopteri; Salmoniformes; Salmonidae
Product: cold-inducible RNA-binding protein B-like
Exons: 7
Coding region: 130-780 (216 amino acids)
Molecular function (GO): RNA binding
Source: RefSeq, a predicted model, not a curated record